Cyanistes caeruleus (blue tit) is the source of this 1114-nucleotide messenger RNA. The record is from RefSeq and is a predicted model, not a curated record. NCBI's taxonomy places the organism in Eukaryota, Metazoa, Chordata, Aves, Passeriformes, Paridae.
ACCUUUUGAGCUAAUAUUUUAAAAGCACUUGCUUGGCUUGCAAACAAGGAGACCCUUCUUUGACACAACCUGAGUCUGACUAAAUGUCUUUGGCAAAGCUGGACUCGACAGGACAUGAGCUCUGUGCAUCAAAUCUGAGAGUCCAUGAUGGCAUUUUUAAUGUAAGAAUCUCUGUGUAACAUAGCAGCAGCAGGCAGGAACUCUCCUUCAUUCUUUUUUUUUUUCCCCUCUUCUGAUUCUCACAGGAGAGUGAAGACCUGGAUUGGAACUUACUGAAACCAGAUAUUUAUGCAACCAUAAUGGAUUUCUUUGCCUCUGGCUUACCUGUAGUUACUGAUGAGGCACCUAGGACAGACACAGCUGCUUCAGAAGAAGAUGAUGAAGUUGUACUGAUGAUUAAGGAACUGCUGGAUACAAGAAUCAGGCCCACAGUGCAAGAGGAUGGUGGGGAUGUUAUUUACAAAGGCUUUGAAGAUGGGAUCGUGCAGCUGAAGCUGCAGGGGUCGUGCACCAGCUGCCCCAGCUCCAUCAUCACCCUCAAGAACGGGAUACAGAACAUGCUGCAGUUCUACAUCCCUGAGGUGGAAGGUGUUGAACAGGUUGUUGACGAUGAUGAUGACGUGGAGAAAGAAGCAAAUUCUACUUGAGCUUCGUCAUCUGUGGCCAAAUAACAUUUACCUCCUGGUGUAUGUAAACCAUCUCUGUGCUGAGGAGCAAACAAAUCUGCCUUGUCAGAAAAACAGCUGUACUUACUGUGAGAAUGUACCAUCAGUUCAAGCAGUUCAGCCACUAAUUUAUUAAAUGCACUGCAUUACAAAAAAAUUAUUUUGCUCCACUUUAUGCUAUGUCUUUAGAAAGAAAUAGUGGGCUCAGAAAACUGUGAUGUGUUUAUGGAUUGUUUUUUCAUACAGAAACUUCACUACUGAAAAGAGAGAAGGCAGAAGUGCCUUGGCUUUUUUGUGAAACAGCAAAUUAAAUGUUUAUUCCCCCAACUUGUGGGACUGACAGGAGUCUCUGCCCUUACUCUGUAAAUGGGAGCACCAGGAAUGUUAAUUUUAUCAAGUCUUGUUAAAAAGCUGCUGAUUCCUAUCAGAUUUUUGUGUGUGAAAGAUAA